AUGGCUCUUAAAGGCUUGUUGGGUUCCGUUGGUUUGACCCUUUGUUUCUUUGUCUUAGAAUUGGAGCCACAUCAAGCACAGACAUUGAGCCUUGGCCUUUCUGUUAGAGAAAACAUUUCAUCAAAUUCUCCCAUUCAAGGCUUAUGCGCCUCUUCAGUCAUCCUUCAUGGUUACAAAUGUCAAGAACUUGAAGUUACAACAACAGAUGGGUACAUUCUCAGCCUUCAAAGGAUCCCUCAAGGUCGAACUCAGGUUUGUGACAUUGAGACUGUGAAACAGCCGGUGAUAAUACAACACGGAGUAUUGGUGGAUGGAAUGACAUGGCUUCUGAACCCUCCAGAACAAAACCUGCCCUUGAUUCUAGCUGAUAAUGGCUUUGACGUGUGGAUUGCUAAUGCCAGAGGAACAAGAUAUAGCCGCAAGCACACCUCUCUGGACCCCUCUAAACCAGCUUACUGGAAUUGGUGCUGGGAUGAUAUGGUGACUUAUGAUUUGCCUGCUAUUUUUGAUUAUGUGUCCAACCAAACUGGACAGAAGAUAAAUUACGUGGGACAUUCUUUGGGAACUUUGAUAGUUUUGGCGUCCUUCUCCGAAGGAAAAUUAGUGAAUCAGCUAAAAUCAGCAGCCUUGUUAAGUCCCGUAGCGUAUUUAAAUCACAUGAAGACAGAAAUUGGAAUUAUUGCUGCCAACUCAUUUAUUGGAGAGAUCAUAACCGCGAGUGGUGAGCCAGAAUUUGAUCCCAAAGGGUUACCUGUUCAUCGAUUUAUGGAGGCUCUCUGCCGUGACCCUGGGGUAGAUUGUUCAGACUUGUUUACUGCAAUAACUGGUUUAAGUGAUAACUGCUGCCUCAAUUCUUCAACUGUUAAUCUAUUCAUGAUGCAUGAACCUCAGCCAACAUCUACAAAGAACGUCGUGCACUUGUCUCAGACUGUUAGAGAUGGGGUUCUGGCGAAAUUCGACAAUGGAAAAAUUACUCCUCAAAUCUAUAACCUUUCAAAUAUCCCCCAUAACCUCCCUCUUUUCAUAAGCUAUGGAGGUGAAGAUGCCCUAUCUGAUGUUCUUGAUGUCAGGAAACUGCUUGAUGAUCUCAAGUUCCAUGAUGCAGACAAGCUAAGUGUUCAGUUCAUCAACAACUACGCUCAUGCAGACUAUGUUAUGGCAUUCAAUGCCAAGGACAUAGUGUACAAUCAUGUUACUGCAUUUUUCAAAAGACAAUUUUAA
This is a messenger RNA of Sphenostylis stenocarpa, 1221 nucleotides long. Lineage: Eukaryota; Viridiplantae; Streptophyta; Magnoliopsida; Fabales; Fabaceae. The record is from the annotation of a GenBank genome assembly.